AGAAUCUGAUUCAAACGAGAUUUUCUGGGGCUGUUUAAGUGGAAUUGGUGUUCAAGAUUUUUAAUAAUAUUGAAGCAGAACUUGAACGUUGUAAAAUAUUUUAAAGUGGAUAAAGAUGGCUUUAGAUGCUAAAACUAUCAAAGAAGAAAUUCCAGAUAAAGAUCUGUAUCCUGAGACGCAACGCAGAAGCAAUGGAUCGAACAAGGAUCGUUGCAAAACUCCUGAUUCUCCGGAAGGUGCACGCCUAGUCGCCCCCAGAAGUCCGAGCUCACCUUCGGGACCUUUGAAUUUGCUACAUAACCAAUGUAGGGCGAGUAACGGGUCUAUUUCGCCACAUCAAAACGGAAGCGGUGCUGGUUCACCGACUCCACCGCCUAGCGGUCAUUUGGCGGCAGAAUUGCAAUUAUAUGGACAAACAUCACAAAGGCCUUUAUUAAAAGUAAAAAGAUUUCUCUCGACACUUGUAACAUUUGGACAAGACAUUUCUCCAGAUAUCGGCGAACGAGUUAGGGGACUCGUUAUGUCAUUGGCUAGUUCGGGAAUCAGUCUUGAAGAAUUUCAAGGAUCACUACAAGAUGUGACUAAUUUUCCGCUAAGACCAUUUGUACUGCCCUUUCUUAGAGCGCAUUUGCCACUUCUUCAAAGGGAAAUUCAAACAUUAGCGCGAACUGCUAAACAGACGCCUUUACAGUAUGUGAGAGGGCACGAACAAGUAGUCUUAGACCCAUCUCAUAAUUCUGCUGAAGCAGCCGAAAUAUUCCUGCCUCCUGCGUCAUCAUCUACAACUGGUCCUUGUGGUGAUGAUAGAGCAAGCAAUGCUGCUGCUCCAAUAUUGAAAAGAAGAGCUUCUGACGCUUAUCACGACACAAUGUCCAAUGGACUCUCCCACGACAUGUUGGGUGAAUAUCCUCCUCCAAAACGAGCACAUCCAUCUUUAUUAGUUAAUCCAUCACCUCUGCUCAUGCCUGUUCAUCAGCAUCAAGGAUCUUACGACUAUCAGCAUUUUCAGCCACUUGGGCCAAGUCAUGAAGAAAGACGAGAUUCAAAUAAUCAAUUAUCAAAUGAUCAAAGAAAUGGAACUUGUGAUGAGUGGAAAAAUAUUAAUACUAUGUUAAAUUGUAUUUUGUCGAUGGUAGAGAAGACUAAGAGGGCUUUAGCUAUACUUCAACAACGAGGGGUUCCACAAGAAACUAAUCCAGUAAUGGAAAAUAAUGAUAUCCGACGAUUAGUCAAUGAAAUAUUAUCAACUACGGUUCGUCAGACUGAAGAAAGAGUAGCUGAAGUAAAAAGAAGAGCUGAAGAUGCCGUGAAUCAGGUGAAACGACAGGCGGUAUUGGAAUUACAACGGGCGGUAUCACAUGCAGAAAGCAAAGCACUUGAACUUGUGGCUUCGGAAAGAGCAAAAAUGGAGAAAAUGCUUUUAAUUCACAAACAACCCCCAGAUGAAAAUAAUAUGGAUAAUCAAGAAAAUAGUCGAUCGCCGCCAGUUUCUAGUAUGUCCCACCAAAAUGUUUGCUGGAAUUGUGGACGGAAAGCAAAUGAAACCUGCAGUGGAUGCAAUGUGGCUCGAUAUUGUGGAUCAUUUUGCCAACAUCGAGAUUGGGAAACUCGCCAUCAUCAGAACUGCGCGAGUCAGGACUCAUCAAAAGCUGCACUACGACUACUGCCUACGAUAAAUAAUACAACAAUAGCAAAUCCUGUCCCAACAGCAGCAUCUGUUUCUAUAUCUACUAGUAAUGGUAAAUGCAUACUUCCAUCAUCAAAUUCAUCAGGAAACGUAAGUAGUGUCUUAUGCGGAAAUAAUAAUCAAGAAAGAAUACCCCCGUUAAAAAAAUGACGCCGACGACUUCGCAAAUAGACUUUGAGCGAUGUAUAUAAAUAUUAGUCAAUCGUUGAUGUAACUUGUUUAUAUGUAAGGUUUUAAAUUAUGGGAAUAUUUGUGAAAAUCAAAAUAUUCAGAUCUUGGUGUGAUUCUACUGACCAACUUUUUGUGAACUAGAUUUGCCGACUCGGAACCAUACCAUAUUAAACUAAUUUUUUUUCUUGUUUUUAUAAAAUUACAACGUUUCAGGUAAUUAAUAUAUUAAUCUAAGAUUAUUCUUAAUGUUAGAUUAGAAAUAAAAAAAACACUUA
This is a messenger RNA of Ctenocephalides felis (cat flea), 2133 nucleotides long. It is a transcript of the gene nvy, whose product is annotated as protein CBFA2T3. Lineage: Eukaryota; Metazoa; Arthropoda; Insecta; Siphonaptera; Pulicidae. The transcript has 13 exons. The coding region runs from base 116 to 1837 and encodes 573 amino acids. Gene Ontology annotation, molecular function: transcription corepressor activity. The record is from RefSeq and is a predicted model, not a curated record. Gene Ontology annotation, biological process: DNA-templated transcription; negative regulation of DNA-templated transcription. Gene Ontology annotation, cellular component: nucleus.